This is a messenger RNA of Amphimedon queenslandica, 2009 nucleotides long. RefSeq names its product syntaxin-binding protein 1-like. Gene Ontology annotation, biological process: vesicle-mediated transport. The transcript is spliced from 23 exons. NCBI's taxonomy places the organism in Eukaryota, Metazoa, Porifera, Demospongiae, Haplosclerida, Niphatidae. The record is from RefSeq and is a predicted model, not a curated record. The annotation marks the transcript as partial.
AUUUUUAUUUUUCCUCCAGUUGUUGAGUCUAUAGAGAAGGAGAGGACACCAUUGACUCAUUUGGAAGCCAUUUACAUUGCACAACCAACCGAGGCGAACGUUAAUAAGAUAAUUGCUGAUUUUGAUCGUCCGGCUGACCCAAAGAACCUUUACAAAUCUCUUCACAUCUUCUUCCUACAGAAGUGUCCUGUUUCUUUGUUCAGUAAACUCGGUGACAGUCUCGCCGGAAGACGAAUCAAAACACUCAAAGAAAUCAAUUUAGCUUUCCUCCCGUACGAGUCACGAGUCUUCUCCCUUGAUGAUCCUGACGGUUUCGAGGACUACUUCUGUCAAAGUGGGAGAAGGAGAGAUGAACUUUAUUCUGCUUAUGCUGACCAGCUGGCCACUGUCUGUUCACUGCUAGGGGAAUAUCCGGCAGUGAGGGCUUGGAAGGAUGGUAAUAAUCGUUGCUCUGAACUGGCUUACAAGUUGCAAGAGAAACUCGACUACUUCAAGUCACAGAAACCCGAACUGGGAAAAGGUGCCAAGCAAGUCUCUGAGUUUAUUAUCUUGGACAGAGGAUUUGAUGUAGUGACUCCUGUGCUUCAUGAGUUAACUGUGCAGUGUAUGGUCUAUGAUCUACUCAAGCCAGAUAAUGAUGUCUACCAGUUUAAGACCAGCUCUGGGGAUGGUCAAACAAGACAGAAGCAAGCCAUAUUAGGAGAAAAUGAUGAUCGUUGGAAGGAAUUGAGGCACUUGCACAUUGCUGAUGCGUCAAAGUCUAUUUCUGAGGGAGUGAAGAACUUUGCUAAACAGAAGAAGCUUGGAGGAGGAAGUGAUGGAGAUGUAUCUAUCAAGGAACUCUCAAAGCAAAUCAGAAGAGCCCCGCAAUAUCAGAAGGAGCUCUCAGAAUAUUCUCUCCAUCUGUCCCUAAUUGACUCAUGCAUGAACUUGUACAAGAAAGGAGUUGGUAACUUGUGUAAGGUUGAGCAGGAUCUUGCCACUGGUGUCGAUAAGGAUGGACUGAAGAUUGAUGAGCCACUUAAGAUCAUAAUGUCUUCACUUUUUGACAGGAACGUGAGUGUCUAUGACAAGAUAAGGCUCUUGAUUUUGUUCAUCCUCCACAAAAAAGGUGUGCCAAAGGAUGAGUUCACUAAAAUGGUACAGCAUUCUGAGAUACCUGACUCUGAGAGGACCACCAUUACUAACCUGAUGCACCUUGGGAUCCAAAUGAUUACAAGUGAGAGUGUUAGAACUGGUAAGUCCUUGACUCCAAAGGACAGAGAUGAGGAAGCUUACAUUGACGCUCGCUGGAGCCCAGUUAUCCGUGACAUUGCUGAAUAUGCUGGUGAAGGCAAAUUGGAUGAGUCUUACUGCCCUUACAUCAAAUCCAAGCCCAGACCCUCCAGCAGUGUUACUGCUUCUGUUACUGCAUCAACUGGUGGUGCUGGGGCUUCCAGUGUCAGGAAGAGGUAUAAUUGGAUCCCAACAGGCGAUCAGAAAGAAUCAAAGGGUUCUGGUGCUUCUGCUUCUUCUGGUGCUUCCAAAGCCUCCACUACGGCCGGUAAAGACGGCCCAACCAUAUUCAUAUUUGUGAUAGGAGGGAUAAGCUAUUCAGAGAUGAGGACCAUGUACACAGUUGCAGAAAAAUCUAAAGAUUACAACUUUAUUAUUGGUUCCACUCACUUUUUGACUCCCAAUAAAUUUCUUGGCGAUUUGAAGAGGCUCCCGCCAUUUGUUCGUCUCUAAGAGGAAAAGAGGAGAAAGGAGAAAAACAUUGGAGGAAGGGGGAAAUUUUGCUAUUAAAAACUAUUAUUAAAUGUAUAUUGCAUCGUUAAAUUAGGCUAUUAUUAUUAUUAUUGUUAUUAUUAUUAUCAACUGCAUUUCAUUUUAACGUCUUGUUUCGUUCAUUCUUGCUUUACUGUGUGUUUAAUGUCUGUGAACUCUUCAUUAGUUGGUAAAGAUUAGCUGCUCAAAAGUUUUAAUACUUUUUUGUUUUGUCUUUUUUCCAAAAAAUAAUUAUACACAUA